Messenger RNA from Caenorhabditis briggsae, 423 nucleotides. The transcript has 4 exons. The record is from RefSeq and is a predicted model, not a curated record. Bases 1 to 423 code for a protein of 140 amino acids. Lineage: Eukaryota; Metazoa; Nematoda; Chromadorea; Rhabditida; Rhabditidae.
AUGUCUUCCAACUACGCUCCUUUGACAAUAGAGGCUUUGGAGCAGAUUUUGAGCGACAAUCAAAACUAUGCUCGAGAAAAUAAAUCGUUGAAAAAAGACUUGUUAGCAGCAAGGAGACAGUGUUGGAAAUGCGAUAAGCAUAUUUCUCAGGCAAGAACUAAUGAGAGAAAAAUUGCUGGAAGUCAAAUGGAUAAACUGAAAAAACAAUUUGAAAAGGAAAAGCAAGAUCUGAAAUUGAUCUAUGCUAGUGAUCUGGAGAGAAAGGAUAAGGAUAUCGAGAGAUUGGAGAAGGUGCUUCAGCGGAGGAAACAACAAAUUGUGAUUUUGCAAAAAGCCGUUCUCCAAUAUGAAGAAAAUGCCCCGUCUCGUCAUGAUCCACAUCCGCAAAAAGACAGGGUUCAUAAAAGACAGUUUCAUAAUUAG